This is a messenger RNA of Didymosphaeria variabile, 633 nucleotides long. RefSeq lists its product as uncharacterized. NCBI's taxonomy places the organism in Eukaryota, Fungi, Ascomycota, Dothideomycetes, Pleosporales, Didymosphaeriaceae. The record is from RefSeq and is a predicted model, not a curated record. The coding region runs from base 1 to 633 and encodes 210 amino acids. The transcript has a single exon.
AUGCAGCGGCAGCUGUCUUUUGUGAUAAUACUUGCAUUGCCGGGGCCGGGUGCGUCGAACGCAUUCCACCACCUGUUUGAACACGCGCACGAUUGGGACCAGUACGAAAGCUCGACAUCCACGAGCUUGACGCUCGAAAGCUCCGCCUUGAUGGCGAGCACCGUCGCACCGAUAAUUCCUAUUCAAACUACUUCCUAUGCAUCGACUUUAGUGACGGCAACCCGCGCCGCGGCGUUCAGCGUCUCGAUCUCCACCACAUCCAACUUCGUGCUCAAUCCAACGGGGACAAGCGCCGCGCGAAAACCAACGUCGGAUUCGUCAAGUAUCGUAGCCUUCGCCAUUAUUGUACCGCUCGUCGCCCUGAUCGCCUUCAUAUCUGUGAUCGUGUUCCGGAUGUAUAGGACUCGGAAAGAGCGAGAGGAAGCUGCGGCCGCUGCAGCGGCAAGGGCCAAAACGAAGGCGAUCGAGCAGCAGAUCUACGACAUGGAGUCUCUGUCCGAAAAUUUUGAUUUGGAAAAGUAUCGGACAACAUCUGAGGUGAAGGAACUCGAGGGCGCGAAGGAUAUACCUAUCGACAUACCCAUUGAGCUGGAGGCGGAAGAGCCGGAUAAGAGACGAUAUCAUGGGCUUUGA